AUGGAGUCCAAACUACAUCCCAGUACUACUGCUCUACACCAUGAAGGUGAAAAGCCAGGUGAGAAUCCUGGAAACCAUGAAAACCAUCAUGCAACGACGGCACAUGGUAUCGUGGAUGCUACAGCUCUUUUUCAAGACGAUGGUACCGGUCAUCUGUCUAGCAAACUCCUUCUUCCACGACCAACUGAAGAUCCUCGUGAUCCCUUGACUUGGUCGACCUGGAGAAAGCACCUUGCAUUUUCAACAAUAUGCCUCUUCGUCUUCAUGUCCAACUACACCACAGCGUCGAUUUCACCAAUCUUGUUGACGGUUAUGACCGACUUGAAUGCUGAUCUGGCUCAGGCUGGUUAUCUGAUCACUUUGAACAUCUUGACGCUGGGAUUGGGGAAUUUGUUCUGGGUUCCACUUGGUCUGAAGAUUGGAAAACGGCCCGUAUUGCUUCUGAGCACCGCAAUAUUCUUUGCAUCCAGUGUCUGGGCUGCUGAAGCAAAGAGCUAUGCUUCCUUGCUGGCUGCUCGUGUUGUCCAAGGAUUUGGUGCAAGCUCUUCCGAGGCCUUAGGGCCGGCUAUCGUUGCUGAUCUGUACUUCUUGCAUGAGAGAGGAGCUAUGGUAGGCUUUUAUACCCUCAUGAUUGCAGUUGGAAGUGCACUAGGUGGGGUAUUCGCAGGUUACGUUGCGAAUGCGAAUUCUGAUUGGCGCUGGGUGCUCCACAUGGACACAAUCAUGGUUGGAGCGGUGUUCCUCUUCACCAUCUUGUUUCAGGCGGAAACCAACUUCAUACGCCCACAGGAGUACGAGACUGGCGAAGGAAUGGAAAGGUCUGAGCUCCAAAGAAUACAGGCCACUACUCGAAGUAGCUGGCUCAAAACACUGAGUGUGAUGAGCUGGUAUGAUAAGACUGUAUCGAUCUGGUGGCUUUGGUGGCGACCGUUUCUGACACUUCAAUAUCCCUCAGUUAUGUGGGGUUCUCUUACAUAUGGAGUAGUGCUUGGUUGGAUUGUCUUGCAGCAAACCGCAAAUGCUUCUGCCUUGCCGAUUUUAUACGGAUUCAAUGCAAUCAAGUUCGGAAAUUCUUAUUGGACCUACGUCGUCGGCGCUGUAUUGGGCUGCAUUGCUGGAGGACCUAUCAGCGAUUAUGUUGUCGUAUUUGUGGCGAAGCGUCGGAAAGGAUACUUCAAGCCUGAAUUUCGACUCUGGGCGCUGAUUCCAGCUUACAUUCUAGGUCCGGUAGGACUACUGAUGUGGGGGUUCGGGUUGGGCGGCCUCCUAGAUCCCAUGGUUGCCAUUAUUGGAUCCGGGGUCUCAUAUGGUGUGCUUUGCACGGUCCCAGCGAUUGGGAUGACUUAUGUCGUCGACUCCCACAGACCUUUAUCGGGCGAAACCAUGACCGUCUUGACUGCGUUCAAAAAUACCUUCGCUUUUGCGCUCAGUUUCGCAGUGACUCCUUGGAUUCAAAGGGACGGAUACGCAAAGCUUAAAUGCCCCCGUGACCUGCCAUCAUGUUCAAGGUGCAGGAGAGUUGGGGCUCUAUGUCAGUACCCGGUAAAUACCAGGCGAAAGGCUAUUGAGUCUCGACACAAACCUGUUCAUCGUCGAGACUCCGCCUUGCAAGGUGCGUCGACACGUCGCUCUGAGGAGGUUUCUCAGACCAAGGAGAGAACAAAUCACAAGACUGAGGCGGCAGCAAACGUUGCUACGUCUUCAAAGCCAUCAUCUGUAAUCACUCCAAUUGAAACAGCGGGUGUCUCCGAGACUGUCCUGAAGCAAGACAAAGGAAGCAAUGCCAUUCUGAACAUUGGAGUGGAUGAGGCGGCACUCCCUCCUGUCAUGUUUGGAUUGUCGUUACUCGAGGUCUAUUUCUCACACAUAUACAACGCAUCCUUGAUGUUUCUCAAGACGAAACUGUUGCAGGACUACGUUCAUGGGCAUGUUCCGGCUUUUUUGCUACGAGCUAUAUUUGCCUUGUCGACUAUAUUCAUCCGGGAUGCAGGAGAUGGCGGACAGUCUCGGGACCGCUCCUCUCACAUCGGAUUGUUGUCCGUGUUUGGCAGUCAAGGCUUGCCAUGGGCACAAUCUGCAGCGCAAGAAGCACUAAGCCUGACCGAUCGACCAACUCUAGAAGUCAUCCAGACAUUGCAGUGCCUGCAGUACUACUGGUUCUCCAUAGGAGAACUCGGCCGAGGGAUAGUUCAUCAUAUGCUCUCGUACCGAUUAUGCCUCAUCCUUGGGUACAAUAAAAUCACUCCGAACGUGCAAAAUGGCUCUGAUGAUCUGGCUUCCGAGCUAAAACGACGAUGCUUCUGGGCUUGCUGGGGCGCAAUAUGUAUCUUUCCCGAGCCUCUGACAGAAGCCGAGUUUUUAUGGCAACAGGCCGCCGACACACCUUUACCAGCCGUUCUAAAGUGGACUAGCAACGGCUGUAAAGUGGUGCUCUCUCAGGAAAUGGAUGGCGCCUGGAACGCGAGAGCCAUUGAUGGCCACGAAGAAUCAAAACUAGAGUUCAAUGCAAUGAACGAAGUAUACAAGCUUCUGGGUAUCUGGUGA
Messenger RNA from Exophiala bonariae, 2544 nucleotides. RefSeq lists its product as uncharacterized. Gene Ontology annotation, biological process: DNA-templated transcription; transmembrane transport; regulation of DNA-templated transcription. Gene Ontology annotation, molecular function: DNA-binding transcription factor activity, RNA polymerase II-specific; zinc ion binding; transmembrane transporter activity. Bases 1 to 2544 code for a protein of 847 amino acids. Lineage: Eukaryota; Fungi; Ascomycota; Eurotiomycetes; Chaetothyriales; Herpotrichiellaceae. Gene Ontology annotation, cellular component: plasma membrane. The record is from RefSeq and is a predicted model, not a curated record. The transcript has 9 exons.